AUGUCAAGCAGUAAUAAAUCUCAAGUGAAAAUCAGACUUUUUACUCGUGAAAAAGAUGAAACUCUUCAUGUUCAAGAUACUCCGAUGUAUGCUCCAAUCUCUUUAAAGAGAUAUGGUCUAUCCGAGAUUGUCAACCAUUUAUUAGGUACAGAAAAACCAAUCCCCUUUGAUUUUUUAAUUGAUGGUGAAUUAUUACGUACUUCCUUGGAUGAAUAUCUGGUUAAGAAGGGUUUAUCAAGCGAAACAACUUUGAAUCUGGAAUAUACCAGAGCCGUUCUACCUCCCUCCUACUUAUCUUCCUUUAAUAAUGAUGAUUGGGUCAGCUCGCUUGACGUGGAUAAAGAAUCUAAUUACAUUGUAUCGGGUUCUUAUGAUGGUAUUAUAAGGACCUGGGAUAUGUCUGGAAAGGUACUAAAGCAAUAUGCAGGCCAUUCAGGUCCUAUUAAAGCUGUAAGAGUGAUUUCAACUACAAGAUUGAUCUCGGCUGGUAAUGACCAUACUUUACGUCUGUGGAAAACUAAAAAUGAAGCCUUGAAACAAGAUAACAACUUGGACAAUGGUCUAGAGGAUGACGAUGAGAACAUCGAGAAUGGUAAAACACUAGCUAUCUUAGUUGGUCACAAAGCACCUGUUGUGUCUGUUGAUGUUUCUAUCAAUUCAAGAAUACUUUCUGCCUCCUAUGAUAAUUCUAUCGGUUUUUGGUCAACUAUAUAUAAAGAAAUGCUUUCUGUGGAUCCUAUGGAAGAAUUCAAUAGUAGUUCUAACAAAAUAUCAACAGCGGCAAAAAAGAGAAGAAAAUUGACUUUAAAGGAUAAUUCAAUUAGAAGACGUGCUCCUUUAGCUUUAUUAGAAUCACACAAUGCUCCAGUAGAAGCUGCCAACUUCGACUUGAAUGAUAACACAGUGGGGUAUUCUGUGUCUCAGGACCAUACAAUUAAGACUUGGGAUUUAGUUACAUCACGUUGUGUGGAUACAAAGACAACUUCCUAUUCUCUAUUAUCUUUAGCACAAAUGCCAACUUUGAAUCUUUUGGCUUGUGGAUCCAGUGCUAGGCAUAUUACAUUACAUGACCCUCGUGUAAGCUCUACUUCCAAGAUCACUCAACAACAGCUAAUAGGUCACAAAAAUUUUGUUGUUUCUCUUGACACAUGUCCUGAAAAUGAAUAUAUGUUAUGCUCUGGUUCUCACGAUGGUACUGUAAAAGUAUGGGAUGUUAGAUCAACUACUGCCAUGUAUACAAUUACAAGAGAGGAUCCAUCUGUUGAAAAGGGUAUCAAUGAUAAAGUUUUUGCUGUUACAUGGGCUGAAAAAGUUGGCAUUAUCAGUGGUGGGCAAGAUAAAAAGAUUCAGUUGAACAAAGGAGAUAAUAUUUUUAAAAAUUAA
Arxiozyma heterogenica is the source of this 1383-nucleotide messenger RNA. It is a transcript of the gene YTM1, whose product is annotated as Ytm1p. Gene Ontology annotation, molecular function: protein binding. Gene Ontology annotation, cellular component: preribosome, large subunit precursor; PeBoW complex. Bases 1 to 1383 code for a protein of 460 amino acids. The transcript has a single exon. Gene Ontology annotation, biological process: ribosome biogenesis; ribosomal large subunit biogenesis. Lineage: Eukaryota; Fungi; Ascomycota; Saccharomycetes; Saccharomycetales; Saccharomycetaceae. The record is from RefSeq and is a predicted model, not a curated record.